UGACGCGGCUCUGUGGUGCAGAACAUUAGUUCAGCCUAACUGCCAUUUCCGCUUGGACACAAUUCACUGCAACACACAAGUUUCCGUGGAAGAGCUGUCAAUAAAACCAUGUCUUGCAUGAACUGCAAGCCUUAGGAUGAUCCUUGCAGUAAAGCUGGUGUAAGCUAUUUUCUACGACACGCUGUGCAAACGCUGGAAGACUUACAGAGGUGAACUACAAAGACGCUGACUUGCUGAGAGUGAACAAUGUCUGCUGUGGAGAGCCGCACGCUUGAAGACAUCAAAGAUCUCAUCGUGUCAUGUCAUAAGGGCUGCACGACAGCUGAGAAGAUAUCCUUCUACAACAACUGGGCCAACUCCUAUGAGCAGGAUGUGGCAGUUCUUGACUACCGUGCACCCAGUCUGGCAGCCAGCGCCGUCGCUGCCCACUUUUGUGGCGAGCGCCAAGCUGCCCUUGUGUUGGACGUGGCCUGUGGCACGGGAAUGGUGGCCAAACUGAUGAAGAAAGAUGGAUUUGGACGUUUCGUGGGUGUGGAUGCAAGUGAGGGGAUGCUGCAGCGGGCUGCAGAGAGCGGACUGUACCAGGACCUGAAGCUGGCUCUGCUUGGAGAGGAGCCACUUCCUGUUCAAUUAGGUCACUUUGACAUAGUGCUGGUAGUUGGUGGUCUGAGCAUGGGUCACAUUCAGGUGAAGGCCAUCAGGGAGCUGUGCCAGGCCGCCAGACAGGGCGGUCUCAUCUGCAUGACGACCAGGGGUAACCCUGAGAACUUGAGCUACAAAGCGGCCUUGGAGGACGAGAUAAAGCGGAUGGAGGAGGAGGGACUGUGGUGUGGCGUCGACGUCACAGAGGUGAAGGAGUGGGAGCGAGCUGUGAAUGAGCACGAGGAGGACUACGUACCUGGAUGUGUGUAUCUCUUUAAGAAGCUUUAACUCUGCCAGGUUGGAAAAUAGAAUGAAAGAAUUAAUAGAAUUAAAGCUGGGCCAUAUCACAGACCUCAUCAAACAAUGAGCUUACAAUGAUCUGGGCAACAAAGUAAUUCUGUCAGUUUCAAGUAUUUCUCUGUGUCUGUCUAUGUAUGUAAAUGUAUUUUAAAACUGGCAAAGGGUACAUUUUGAAUACAGGAAGUGAAUAAAUGUACUGUAAUUGAUGUGAAAUGGAUGGAGGGUAGGAUUAAAUAAGAUUUGCUUCUUCCUACUGCUUUUGGACAUGUAGAACUGUGAAUUGUACUAUGGGAUGUACAGUGUUCCCUCAACUUUCGCGGAUUCGCUGCUUCGCGGAAUUUUUUUAGUGCUCUUUUUUCAUUACAGCGUAUAAACGCUGUUACAGGCCGAGUCUGGCCCUUUAAGAAGAAUUGCAUUGUGGGAAGUCUCUCUUCUCGUCUGUCUGUACCGCUCAUUGUUUUCUGCGUCCUGAUUAACAAUGGUCUACAGCCAAUCAAUCUCCUUCAUGCCGCACACAGCGACCGCCCCUCCCGAGACACGCUGUGCAGGCUGGAGCCACAGAUCGGUGCCUCAUUCACGUACACAGUGCAAUUGGCAAGUUGAAAACGGCUCGUGUGGCGUUGCCUACUGCUUCCACUUUCUUAGGUAUUCCUCGGCUCGCCUCUAUUUUGGUUUGUAUCUAAAGUUACCCAGUUAAACAAAUAACAUUCUACAGUAAGAAUAUUAUUUGAACAUUCGGACCAUAUUUCUGAAAUAUUAGUUGGGAAUGUUUGCAGAAUGUCAAAGAGAGAGUUCGGAUUGUUUGACAUGCAGUUGUAUGACAUCCCCAUCGGCAUUGUAGUCCAAUAACAGCGACUUACCCCCCACUUGGUCUCCUAAGUCCGGUUCUGGUCAGACUUCCGUGAUGAAGAACGUAGUUCCACUUAGUUGCUGGGGACAAUUAAGUAAAGACUUUGACUCAAAACAAUAUGCGUUCAAAAGAUUAAUACAUUUGCAUCACAAAAAUGCCUUCUCAAAAAAAUCAGACCUCACAAAACACUUGGCGUUAUACAUUUGUCUCCUGCCAUAUUCCUGCUCAUUGUUGCCUGUGUGUUCAUGUGUAUGUCACGAAGACUCUCGCAUCAACUUCCGCGACGGAGCGCCGCGGCCAUCUUGUUUACGUAUGUGUUCCACAUCUCUGUGUGGAGUUUGCAUGUUCUCUCCGUGCGUGCGUGCGUGGGUUUUCUCCGGGUACUCCGGUUUCCGCCCACAUUCCAAAAACAUGCAUGUUAGGUUAUUUGGCCACUCUAAAUUGUUCAUAGGUUUGAAUGUC
This is a messenger RNA of Dunckerocampus dactyliophorus (ringed pipefish), 2254 nucleotides long. RefSeq names its product methyltransferase-like protein 27. The coding region runs from base 247 to 930 and encodes 227 amino acids. The transcript has 8 exons. NCBI's taxonomy places the organism in Eukaryota, Metazoa, Chordata, Actinopteri, Syngnathiformes, Syngnathidae. The record is from RefSeq and is a predicted model, not a curated record.